AUGACAGUUGCAAAAUGGAAUGCCUCAAAUAAUAGAUUUGAGAGGCUAUUCAUUGCUUAUGGAUGCUCUAUAUCUAGUUUUUUAGGAGGUUAUCGAGCCAUACUUUAUGUAGACGGAUGUCACCUAAGCGGUCCAUACAAGGGAACAAUGCUGUCAGCAUGUAUAUAUGACACUAAUAAUGACUUAUUUCCGGUAGCAUAUGCCAUUGUUAGUGGGGAAAUAUUAGAAGAUUGGUCUUGGUUUCUUCAAAAUGUCAAAGACAUAAUAAGAUCAGUAGAGUUAACAAUUGUUUCUGAUCGGAAUAAUGUGAUUAUUAGUGCCGUGCAAGCUAUAUUUGGUAGUGGUGAGAGACAUGCAUUUUGCUACCGUCAUGUGAAGAAAAAUUUUAGCACAGCAUUUACAAAAAUCAAUAGAGGUAAGACGCGUACCUCGAGCAACAUGAAAGAUGAUGUGUUGAAAUUACUUGAUGCAAUUGCCUAUGCAAGGCAUGAGGCUGAAUUUAAUGUUGCAAUGGGGAAUCUAAGAUUGUUUGGUCCACAAUUGGCGCAAUGGGUUGAAACCCAAAGGGAUGUAGAUCAAUGGGCUCAAUGCAAGUUUGGAUAUAAACGAUGGGAUAAUAUCACAACUAAUCUUGCAGAAUCCUUUAAUGCUUGGAUUGUGAAAGAGAGAAAACACAAUGUUAAUGUCUUGAUUCAUGAGCAUAGAGAGAAAUUGGCAAAGAAGAUGGUCGUUAGCAAAGCGGCUAUGGGAAAUUGGAAACAUGGUUUCGGGCCUAACGUUGAGGCAAAAGUUAUGGAGCAAAUUGUGAGAGCUGAAAAUUUACACACACAAAUUUAUAGAGAAAAUUUGAUCUCUGUGCAAACUAUAUCAAUUAAUGGACUAAUACACUUAAAUGUUGAUCUUGCAGCACGUACAUGCUCUUGUUUAGCAUGGCAAAUGAGUGGAAUACCUUGUGCACAUGCUUGUGCAGCAAUCAAGCUACUUCAUGGCAAUGUGUACAAUUUUGUGGAUGAAUGUUACAAGUUUACUACUCAAGAAAAGAUAUAUGCCACCAGCGUGAAGCCGAUAGCCACGCAUGACUGUCCACAUCCAGAAGUAUUGACGGUGACAAAUUUAUUAACCGAAACCUUUUUGGAGCCACCAAUGACUAAAAGGCCUUCUGGUAGGCCAAGGAGUAAAAGAAGAGAAUCUCAAUUCCAAAACAAAAAGGUUUAUCAUUAUGGAAUAUGCCAUGAGAUUGGUCAUACCUCCAAGACUUGCAAGAAUCCUAAUCCAUGCUAG
Molecule: messenger RNA, 1281 nt
Organism: Prosopis cineraria
Lineage: Eukaryota; Viridiplantae; Streptophyta; Magnoliopsida; Fabales; Fabaceae
Exons: 1
Coding region: 1-1281 (426 amino acids)
Molecular function (GO): zinc ion binding
Source: RefSeq, a predicted model, not a curated record